Patiria miniata (bat star) is the source of this 5061-nucleotide messenger RNA. RefSeq lists its product as uncharacterized. The transcript is spliced from 5 exons. Gene Ontology annotation, biological process: cGMP biosynthetic process; receptor guanylyl cyclase signaling pathway; intracellular signal transduction. The record is from RefSeq and is a predicted model, not a curated record. Lineage: Eukaryota; Metazoa; Echinodermata; Asteroidea; Valvatida; Asterinidae. Gene Ontology annotation, molecular function: peptide receptor activity; guanylate cyclase activity. The coding region runs from base 1146 to 3122 and encodes 658 amino acids.
UCUCAUAGCUCAAAGCAUUAAUAAGAAUCGACACAUUUUGUUUCCUUGUAUUAAAACGGGACAAUAGUUGCAGGAGGGACGUAGUGUGCUUUACGUCGGAUACGUCCUCGUCCAUUCGAAGCGCAGAAUCUCCACUUUUUCGUCGUUUCUCCUUAAACGUAAACGAUGAUUUAGAAAAUAGUGUUGGUGCUGUGGAGUGCUCGCCAGAACUGACUUCAUCGUCACAUUGUCUCUCUAUUAAACCUUUCAACCAACGUCCCGUUAUCGAAUACCACCUGGCUUCAUGAUGUGCACUUUGCAUUGUCCGAAACUCCAAGACAACUAUAUAUUUCCCGCUGUACUGCGAACCGCGGGAAAUGGUUAUUCUCACGCAACGAGUACGCGAUGUGAAAACAAACGUGAACGAACAAGGAGACCGUGGAACGAAAAUGCCGGAUGUGACAGGUCGUAAGUAAAAGUCGCUUUCAACCAUCUCCAAGUGAUUGCUCAUCAUUUUUUUCUUGAGGAAUACCAAGAUAAAAAUUCCAACAUGUAUGUUUCUUGGGGUAAUUGCGGUUAGAAACCAUUCUGUCAAAAAUCAUAAGAAGAGAAAGGGCGACCCAGUGUAAAAUGCCCAUAGGCGGGCAGCAGCGCGAGGGCUCCGUAAGCUCGCCACGUGACCUUUUACUUCCAGGCUCUCUGAAGUAGGUCACACCAAAUAUGGGAAGAUUUUUGAAUGAAAACGAAAACAAGAAUGAUUGAUUUUCAGAAAUUGUUUUUAGUUUUUGAUUUCACGUUUUUCGCGAUUGAAUACACGUCACAUGUAUUCAACUUUAUUUCUAUCGGCAUCACGUAGCACUCGUGUAAUCACCGAGUUUAUUCUCGGAAGCUUGAAAUUGCUUUUAAGCCGAAAUGCUGAAGGCAUUAUAGAGUAUUCAAUCAUAUGCCCAUUUUGAUUGACUGAACAUGCAUUAAAUUGAGAGCGCCCCCUCUCGUCGUGUCUAAUUAUGAAUCCGAGCGCACAGUGCAUAUAAUCGUGUGCAGGUACGCACUGGUGCAGCAGAAUCACUUGUGAGCUAGAAAUGUAAGGAUCGUGCGUUGGCUCGACCGAAUUGCUGCAAUCAUAUAUUCUGCAUCGGCUGCAAGGUUUUGGGAGUUGUAUCAGAAUGUUGAUGACACCGGGCAGAAACAAGGUGGCACCUAGACAAGAAAUGGCUGGGAGCCGGAGCUCCUUCGAGCCCGAGGCUCGCUUGCGCGCUAACAGCGUCAGGCUAAGCCACGCCUCAAUCGGCACGAACGCCAUGGAGAAGCUCCAGAUGAAAAUGGUCCUUGAGAAGGCGACCGAUGCUCACAGCAUCGGUAAGGACAUGGCCAAGAUGUUGGCGGUGAUCGUUAUCCCUUUGGUAGCUCUGACUGUCAUGUCUGCUUUAUCUCUGGCCACCACCGUGUCUCAGCUUCGUGACUCCCAAGCCACCCUGGAGGCAAUCUCUGCCAGCGAUCGCAUGACGGACCUGAUACUCGCCCUGCAAGUGGAGCGAGGAUUGACUGCUACUUUCGUCAGCAGCAACCGGACUGGGGCGGAACUGUCAAACACGCUGAGGGAGAAAAGGUCUUCGACUGAUCGGGCUGUCAACUUGCUGGAGACGCUGUCGGAGCUGCAGGUAUCAGGCGAGGUGAUCUCCACUAAGAACGGUCUUCUCUCAGCUCUAGACAGAUACAGGCAAACUGUAGACACCGUGGAGGACGUCUUACCUAUUGCCAAUGUCAUUAACUUCUACACCGAUAUCAACCACCAACUUCUUAUCGGAGCACUGACCCUGAGUACGAAUCUGAAGGAAGGAAGCCUCUGGCCCCGAAUCGUGUGUAAAGACGGCCUCUUGCAGACGGCGGAUCUGUACGGCAUUCAGCGAGCUCUGGGCAGCAGCUUCUACGCCGGCUGUUCUCUGAGUCCUGAGAACCUAGAAUGGUUCCGGAAUCUCUUGUCGAGCGGCGAUUCACAGAUCACAACGGUGUUCGCUUACUCGGAGCAAACAGCCGCUCUGUACACGGACCUGGUGCGGUCUAAAGACCCCGCCGAAUCGCACAUCAACACAAUGAGGCAGGAGAUCAUACUCGGAGGCAACCCCUGUGAAAGCAGCGGUGAGGAGCAGGCCAGGCUGAUGUCCGACUACUGGUUCGGUAACAUGACCAUCUUUGUGGAUAUUGUUGCCAACGUUAUAUUCGAGGAAACGGACUCUGUCCGCAGGGACAUCGACGCGAUCAUUGCUGGGGCUGUGCAGGCGGUAGUGGUCCACGUCACCGUGCUGUCCCUUACUAUCACCAUCUCGCUAUCUCUCGGUGUCUUCCAGCUCUGGCAAGCCAAACGACUCUUGGGGAAAGUCGGCAAGUACGCUCGCAUAUUGGACAAAAAGACCCAGGAACUGGCAACGGAGAAACGGACCACGGAGAAGCUGCUGUACCAGAUGAUGCCCCGCAGCGUGGCCGAUCAGCUGCGGCAGAAGAAGGAGCUGAUAGCUGAGGAGUUCAGCAGUGUCACCAUCUACUUCAGUGAUAUCGUCGAGUUCACCAGCCUGGCAGCACGAAGCACACCGAUGGAGGUGGUGACUUUGCUCAAUGAACUGUACUGUAUGUUCGACAACUGUAUCGACAUGUACGACGUGUACAAGGUGGAGACAAUAGGCGACGCCUACAUGGUGGCUUCGGGCCUACCCGAACCCACGGCCAACCACGCCUGUGAGAUCGCCUGCAUGGCGCUGGACCUGCUACGGGAGGUGCAACUCUUCCGGAUACCGCACCUUCCUGCGGAGAGCCUUAGUCUGAGAGUCGGCUUGCACUCAGGCUCAUGUGUAGCUGGAGUUGCUGGAAUAAAGAUGCCUCGGUAUUGUCUCUUCGGGGACACCGUAAACACUGCAUCGCGGAUGGAAUCUACGGGCAAAGCUCAGCGAAUCCAAAUUAGUGGAGCAACUUGGGACGAGCUGGUCAACAAAGCUCCCCCGCGCAAGAGAAAAUUCGUGAUCGUCCCCAGGGAAACUACGGUAGUCAAGGGCAAAGGAGCCAUGCAGACGUACUGGUUGACUGAAGAGCCGCGCGAGGAUCUUGGGCCCGUCCGACGUGUGGUGGUUUCGCCCGGGAUGUGUGACUGAUGACCGGACUCAGUUCACCUAGGUCAUACGGGUGCACACGGGUGUACAUGUACUGCAACCCCAGGACAGACAGACAAGAGAGAACAAAACAGAUUCUUUGUUGUCCUAGAGCGUUCGUCUUUUGUUGAAAACGGGUCCUCCAUCGUGAGGGUGUGUGCUUAUCUGUGAGAGGGCGUUAUAUUGUAGGGACAAAAGGAAACACAAAGCCUUGUCCUUCAGGGCAUAGUAAAACACGACUGUGUGCGCGUGUCGCUUUACCGUGAUCGCCGUAGACGUAUUUCUUAGCCGGAAAUUGACUGCACCUAACGCAGAGGAGUGUUAUUUCUACCACAGCAAUACACUACGAUGUUGAGCCAAGAGCUAUGCACUUGCAUGAUGAAUAAAGGCACUUAGAUGAUGCCCCACCUAAUGGUUCAAUACACAUUUCCACCGUUAUAUAGGUGUAGACGGUCUUACGUCAGCCGGUGAAAACAUUUACAUAUUUGCACACAGUUUUCAUCGGUUGCUAUGUGUUACCAUUUAGCAACUCCCAACUCAAGAAGCAUUCAGUUUCAAGAAAACAGAUUCGGGAGCUAGAUAAGCCCAUAUAAAAACAUUCCCUGAUGUCCACGCCAACCUAUAAUAUGGCUGACAUUAUAAUUACAGGCGCGGCCAGUGUUAGUGAUGGUUCGGAUACCAUCUAAGGGUAUACCAAGUGGCCUACAUACAACAUGUGUCAUUUGUAGUUUCUUCCAGUAUAUUAUACGUCUUCACCGGUAAUUAUUUUCAGGCUUAGGCAACAACAACAACAACAACAACAACAACAACAACAAAAUAGUAGGUCUCUGGUCAGCGCGUCAAUAAUUUUUCCCCAAAAUUUUCCACGGUAGCUACAAGAGCGCCCUCUAUUGCCGCACCGCCUCCAAAUUUUCGUACCCAGGAGCAUUGUAUAAGGGAAUGGGGAAGGGCACAUAGGCAAAUAAUGCAGGGCACCAGGCAAGGCAAAUGAUGGAGGACACCAAGGUAUAUGGGGACACAAAACAAAAAAUAGUACCCAUCUUCUCUGUACAGUCGAAGCUUGAAAAAAAAACGCAUCGCUGCAUCUUUAGUCAGACCAGAGACCGACAAUUUUGAUUUAUCCUUGGGUUACAUUGGUACCGGUUUGUGCAACUGUCGGCGCUUUGGUAUUCAAAAUGCCAGAAAAAGUAUUACAUCUUUGGUCGAAUAUUAGUAUUAUUUUAAAAAAUACUAGUGACCUAUUAGUGCGAUUAAAUAUUAAUAAUUAUCUGGUUGAACGCAUGUCACUAUUGUUGUCCCUUGCAUGCUCGCUGCACCGGAUUUGUCACAAAAUUACUUUCAUGAACCUAUAGCACAGUAACGUCACAAGAGUGUAAUUUACUAAUCAGAUUGUAUUAUAUAAUUAAUGAUAUUCUAUAUUUUAUGAUGUAUAACUGUAUUCUAUAUUUUCCACUAUAUUUCCUACUGAGACUAGGUAAUCAUCGAACUAUUGUGUGAACGUUUUUAAUAGCUAUAAUUAAUUAACAAAACUCAUUUCAGGAAAGAAAUGUUUUCUUUGUUCAUCAGUGUACAUAUUCCAACCGAUUGUAUUUUUGUAGUACCCGUGUAUAUUGCUCGAACAGUGACAUUUGUUGGUCAGUCAAAGCGCACAAAACGUUUGAUUCGAUUUCAGGGUUCGUAACGUGAGUACAAUUACUUAACGUAGAAUAGAAAAAGUUGGACGUAAUUCAAAACUAUGUGAUUCACAAUAAUUGAGGCGCACCACAGAGUUCAUGAGGUAAAGGCAACAGCGCCCUCUCAAGAUCUCAACCACUGAAGAUCGUAUACCAAAAUGUUGAACGAAUGGUUUUUAAAAGCAAAGUUUGUAAAAGUGUCAAUUAUAUACCAUUUCAAUGCACGCACAAUGUAAUAAAUAUUUUUCCAUGAAUCAUGGGUUUCAGAA